Molecule: messenger RNA, 2158 nt
Organism: Stylophora pistillata
Lineage: Eukaryota; Metazoa; Cnidaria; Anthozoa; Scleractinia; Pocilloporidae
Product: hemicentin-2-like
Biological process (GO): cell-cell adhesion
Cellular component (GO): plasma membrane; cell-cell junction
Molecular function (GO): cell adhesion molecule binding
Source: RefSeq, a predicted model, not a curated record
GGAUGAUUGAGCGCAACAGAGGGCCGAUUACAAGGACAUGAGAAAUUAUUGAGCAGGACUAAAGAUAUUGCAGAAUACGCGCCACUGAAAAAUGUGGACAGAGCUUAUUUGGAUUGUGACUGCGCUGGCAGUCCUAGUCCCAGCUCAAGGCAACCCUCCAGUGAUAACAAAUUUCCCAGAGAAGGAUUUGGUUAAUCCAGAGGACGUGAAAUUCAGGUCGGAUCAUGGCUUCACACUUCCUUGCAAGGCUAUCGGGUCAAACUUAACGUGGACUUGGGAACACAACGGUACAGCUAUAACCGAUUUUGGUGGUAGUUCACGCUUUAACCUGGACAAAAAUGGUACCUUGACUGGCACUUACCUCCGCGCUACUGACAGUGGUACAUACCAGUGUUUUGUCAAAAACGAAGUCACGGGCGCCGUUGCAUUUAGCAGGAAGCUUAAAGUCGCUGUCACAGUCACUGGAACCUUCACCAAUAAAAAAGAUGUGGUGGUAAAGGUCAAUCUCGGCGACCCUUUCUCCUUCGACUGUCCUCCUCAUACACACAGCUAUGGAGUGGUUUACAGCUGGGGAAACAGUCAUGACAGAGUAGCGUACACAUUCGUAAGAAAUCAACGUCGGUCCAUUUUAAGCAAUGGUACUUUGUAUAUGACUUAUUUAACGCAAAAAGACAUUGAUGAUAUCGAAUCGUACAAGGGCAUCAGGUGUACCAUCUCUGGAGCGAACGGUUUUCAAAGGUCUGGGACCUUGAGACUGGAGAAGUUUAAUGAGAAUCAAACAGAUUCUGAGAACUCUACUUCACCCUCGUGGUAUCUUACGCCGAACGUGAUAGAGACCGCCGUACAAGGAAAGAGCAAGAGUUUGUACUGCUUCGCAAAUGGAAGACCAUCACCCAAAAUUACUUGGAAGAAGGACGGACGCCAGAUCACAGACGGAGAGAACUCUUUCAGCAUCUCUGCCGCAUUCUAUGGAAGACGGCUUUUCAUUGCAAGUGUUGAUGAAACCAAUCAUCAGGGCGUCUACACUUGCGAAGCCGAAAACGCUAUGAACAUAGGCAACCCAGUCAUUUUCAACACUACACUUACAGUAGAAGCUUCGCCAAAAUGGACAGAUAAUCCUCCACCAAAUAGCACCAACAUCGUCAUUGAAAACAACGGCACAUUGGAGUGUAAAGUCACAGCAAACCCUGCUGCAAUAGUGACAUGGUUUAAAGACGGAGUAUCACUUCAAUCUGCAGGGCAUCUUGUGGUGGCUGAAGACAAGUUACACCUGACAAAUGUAAAUCUUAGCGAUACUGGUAUCUAUCAGUGCGAGGCCGAAAAUGCUCAUGGAAGUAUAAUAUCGUCAACUUGGGUCCAAGUGACAGCUUGGAAGCCAUCUUUCGAAAACGUGCAGUUCGGUCCUUUCCGCCUACUCAAUAAGAAAGAGGCCAAGUUACCUUGUAAAUCCAGUACAGCUGCUCCGCAACCAUCAUAUCACUGGUUUAAAGAUGGCGAGCUUAUUACUUACGACGAGAACAGUCGCUACAAGUUGGACAUGGACGCAACGCUGCUUAUAAAAGAAGUAGAUAAGGAUCUAGAUGGUGUCAACUACACUUGCAAGGCAAAGAACCUUAUGGGCGAAGACUCUAUAACCACAGUGCCAAUCAUUCUUGUUCCCCCGAUGUUAACAACAGAGCCCAUGGACCGGACAAUCCUUGAGGGUACCAAUGUAACUUUCCAAUGCAGUGCCACAGGAAACCCAACUCCAAAGAUAACAUGGACAAAAGAUGGCAAGGAAUUGGGCUCUGGGAAGAUUCUAAGCUUUGAGACUAACAGAAAUCAAUCUGGAAAAUAUUGGUGUUCGGCAGAAAAUGGAUUAAAUGUUACUAUCAAUGCAAGCGCUGUUCUGAAUGUCCUAUACACACCAAGCUUGAUCACUCUUCCUUCUGAUCAAACUGUUCUCGAGGGUUCUACCGCAACAUUGCCCUGUGCGGCCACUGGAAAUCCAACGCCAAAGAUAUCAUGGAUGAAAGAUGGGAAAACUGUGUCUCAAGAGCAAACAUUGAAAAUUGAAACCAACAGAAAUAAUUCUGGAAAGUACUGGUGUAUCGCAGAGAAUGGAUUGAAUUCAACUGUUAAAGCCAGUGCUAUGCUUCACGUUCAGUGUAAGAUAUGA